AUGGAGCUAUCCGACUACGACGGGCGGCUGGAGCACGACACAUUCUACAAAUUACGCCCUCUGCUUUCAUGCACGGCGAUAUGCGCGAUUUUGGCAGCGGCGCUGCACGGCGUAAGCGCGAACCGCGUCAACUGCAGUGUUGACCUCGUCUGCGGCCUCACGCUUUUGUGUGCGGACAUUCUCCUGCUCGCUACCGGCUUAGCAUACGAAAAACUUGUCUGGUCGCCUGAAUGGUCCAAGAACACUGGCAUCGCAGCGUACGUCGUCGACAUUAUCUACACGGCGGCCGUAUUCAUAAGCCUCAACUUCGUGUGGGAGAAACCAUCGAAGUCGGAUGAUUUGGACGAUCAAGAGAGCGCCCUGUACAGCGAACAGGACGACGUGUGGGCACCAUUCUCAGGCAAGUAG
Molecule: messenger RNA, 408 nt
Organism: Babesia bigemina
Lineage: Eukaryota; Apicomplexa; Aconoidasida; Piroplasmida; Babesiidae
Exons: 4
Coding region: 1-408 (135 amino acids)
Source: RefSeq, a predicted model, not a curated record